CGGCAGCACUCAGUUAUGGAGGCCAUCACCAAGCACCGCACUCUCCUGCUCUGGGCAGCGGGCCUGGGGGCAUCCAUGGCCGUCACCUGGCUCUUGCUAUCUAGAAGGAAAAAGAAGAGGCAGCUGAGGAGGGUGGGUGAAGUGUCCCAGCUCUUCCUGUAUCCUGUGAAGUCCUUUAGAGGAAUCCCCCUUCAAGAAGCCGAGUGCAGAGAGUAUGGACUGAAAAAUGGCCAGCUCAGAGACAGGCAUUGGCUUGUUGUAAAGGAGGACAAAGUCCAUGUUACAGCACGGCAGGAGCCACGAAUGGUGCUGAUAACGGCGACCUACGGCAAAGGCCACUUAACCCUUAGCGCCCCAGAAGCGGAUGAUCUCCAAAUCCCACUGAAGCUCCCUACAAGGAAUGCAAUUUUUACAUGCAAGGUUCACGGCAAUGAGGUCCAGGGCAGGGACUGCGGAGAUGAAGCCUCGGACUGGGUGACCAGCUUCUUAAAGAGCUCUCAGACUUAUCGGAUGGUAUACUUCGAAGACCAAAUGAAGCCCAGGAAUCCGAUCAAUGAGUACCCACUGUAUAACGAAAACGACCAGGUGGCGUAUCCUGAUCUUGCCCCCUUCCUGCUGCUCUCUGAAGCCUCACUGGCAAAUCUCAACACUAAGCUGGAAAAGAAAGUAACCAUUAGAAACUUCCGUCCUAAUAUAGUCAUUUCUGGAUGCGACGCGUUUGCUGAGGACACCUGGAAGGACAUACAGAUUGGCAGAGAGGUGAUUCUGAGACGCGUCAUGCCUUGUCCCAGAUGUAUCCUAACCACUGUGGAUCCUGAUACUGGAAUUAUUGAUAUGAAGGAGCCGCUGAAUACGCUACGGAGUUAUCGCCUCUGUGACAUGAAGGACAAAGAAGUCUUCAAGUCGUCUCCACUUUUCGGUCAAUUUUUAAAGCCGCUGAAGAGGGGUAUAAUAAGAGUUGGGGAUCCGGUGUACCAGAUAACAUACUGAGCGCUGAAGAACAUGCCCAUCCAGAGACUAUAAUCGUGAGAUUCAUGAAAUUCUGUAUAUUCUCAUUCAGCCAAUCAUCAGAAGCUAUCAUUACUCUCUCUGAACUGGAAAACUCAGUGGGGCAGAUCUGAUAAUAAAAAUGCGCCAGAAUUUUGACAAAAAAUAAUUCUAGAAUAGAGUAAGCUAAGUAACACUAGACAGUGUAAGGAUGUGUAAAGUGGUAGGAGUGGUACCGAUGGGGAUGCCAUGUUUUACUAUGUUGGUAUAUGUGGAGGCCGCUGUGCUUGGGGAGCAGCAGCUCACUGGGGGUAGAGACGAUGAGUAGUCUGGGAGGUGCACCUUGUCAAUAUGGCACUGGGGAAUGUCCGUCCCAGUCGCCAUUGUUGGUAGGGGAAGAUGACCUUGUUGGCUUCAGUGUGGGGUCUUGAGCGUUGCCCACAUAAGCUUAAGUCAGCAUAUAAGGGACUGGGCAUCACCCACCACUCAGAUGAAGUGAAGCGUUUGUUGAGUGUGUGUGGUCAGAGGGAUAAGGUACCUUAAAGGGGUUGUGCAAGAAUGAGGGGGUUUUGGCAACCCCUCCCCCCCACACUUGGCCAGACUGUUCCCAGAGAUGGAUACUCACUCCGUCUCCUUUCGACCUGCUCCACUGCUCUCCCUCGCUGAAAACAUUUGGUUUGAAUGCCGCAGCAGUGACCGCCUCCCCUUAUGUCAUGAGAAAUGGUCACACGAUGCAAGGGAAUAUGGUCACCGGCACCGCCGCAGCCAACGGUUGGCUGCAGGUGGCAUCCAACCGGAUGUUUUCAGCGAGGGAGACGAGUGGAGCAGGCCGGAAGGAAACGGAGUGAGGAUCCAUCUCUCGGAAGCAGGUAAGUAAGCCUCCCUUUACAGGCCUGGCUAAGUGUGGGGGGAAGGGGUUGCCAAAACCCCCUCAUUCUUGCACAACCCCUUUUAAGCUAAUGGGAGCUCUGCCCAGUGAGGAAGGGGGAAACGACAGCGAGUAAUAUUUCUCCAUUCCACCCCACAAACUUUAUCUUUUUCUUCAUAGUUCCUCAAUCACAUUAAAUGUUGCUGUUAAAAAAUAGAACUUAGGCCUCAUACACAAAACCGUAUUUUUAAUCAGUGUCCGAUCUGCAUUUUUUUUGUGGAUUGCACAUGGACCCAUUUAUUUCUAUGGGUCAGCAAAAAAAAAAAAAAAAACGGACCGCAUCUGUGUGUCUGUUCUU
Bufo bufo (common toad) is the source of this 2213-nucleotide messenger RNA. RefSeq names its product mitochondrial amidoxime-reducing component 1-like. Bases 16 to 990 code for a protein of 324 amino acids. Gene Ontology annotation, cellular component: mitochondrial inner membrane. Gene Ontology annotation, biological process: nitrate metabolic process. Gene Ontology annotation, molecular function: molybdenum ion binding; nitrate reductase activity; pyridoxal phosphate binding. NCBI's taxonomy places the organism in Eukaryota, Metazoa, Chordata, Amphibia, Anura, Bufonidae. The transcript has 8 exons. The record is from RefSeq and is a predicted model, not a curated record.